This is a messenger RNA of Myxocyprinus asiaticus (Chinese sucker), 11611 nucleotides long. Its product is annotated as heterogeneous nuclear ribonucleoprotein A1-like. NCBI's taxonomy places the organism in Eukaryota, Metazoa, Chordata, Actinopteri, Cypriniformes, Catostomidae. Gene Ontology annotation, molecular function: RNA binding. The transcript has 12 exons. Bases 87 to 1151 code for a protein of 354 amino acids. The record is from RefSeq and is a predicted model, not a curated record.
GUCUUGUUAAGUCGUGACCUCACACGCGCUGCGAGCGGAUAUUCACAUUUUGCAAGAGGUCUAAUGCCAGUCACUGGGAGACCGCCAUGUCUAAAGAGCACCAGACCCCCCGUGAGCCCGAGCAGCUUCGUAAGCUGUUUAUCGGGGGACUCAGUUUUGAGACAACAGAUGAGAGUCUACGGGCCCAUUUCGAGCAAUGGGGGACCCUUACAGACUGUGUGGUUAUGAGGGACCCCAACACAAAGAGGUCGAGAGGUUUUGGGUUUGUGACCUAUAGUUCAGUGAAUGAGGUGGAUGCAGCAAUGGAUGCACGUCCGCAUAAAGUGGACGGAAGAGCUGUUGAACCCAAGAGGGCCGUGUCUAGAGAAGACUCAAGCAGACCAGGCGCUCACUCCACUGUUAAAAAGAUUUUUGUGGGUGGAAUCAAAGAAGACACCGAUGAAGAACAUUUGCGUGAGUAUUUCUGUCAGUUUGGUAAAAUCGAGGAGGUGAACAUCAUGACUGAGAAGAACAGUGAUAAGAGGAGGGGAUUCGCCUUCAUCACGUUUGACGACCACGACGCUGUUGACAGAAUUGUCAUUCAGAAGUACCACACAGUGAAUGGACAUAACUGUGAAGUCAGGAAAGCUCUCUCCAGAGAGGAAAUGAACAGGGUUUCAAUUAAUCCACGAGGUGGCCGAGGAGGUGGUGGCGGUAACUUUAGCAGAGGAGGCGGCUAUGGAGGUGGAUAUGGAGGAGGAGGAAGAGGAGGUUAUGGUGGCGGUGAUGGAUUUAAUGGUUAUGGAGGAAAUGGUGGUGGCGGCUAUGGUGGAGGCGGUCCUGGCUAUGGUGGUAACCGUGGUUACGGAGGCAGUGGCGGUGGUUAUGGCAACCAGGGUGGAGGCUACAGUGGCGGUGGAUUUGAUAACUACAACAGUGGAGGUGGAGGCAACUUUGGAGGAGGCAACUUUGGAGGUGGAGAUUACAAUGACUUUGGCAACUAUAACAACCAAUCCUCUAACUAUGGCCCAGUGAAGGGAGGAAACUACGGAGGUGGUGCUGGUGGAAGGAGCGGUGGUGGCCCAUAUGGUGGUGGCUAUGGAGGAGGCUCCAGUGGUGGUGGUUAUGGUGGAGGCGGUUAUGGUGGAGGUUCUGGUGGCCGGAGAUUUUAGGUUCCAGGGCCACUGUACUUAGGAGAGCCAAAGAGAGAUGACAGGGAAAGGAGAGAAUGAAGGAAAGAAGCAAGCAGGUUUACACCUAGAUCUGCCAAGCCAAGUGGUGUGGUGGCGCUAUUAACGUCUGCCACGUGAAGAGAACGUGUUCAGUAGGGGAGGAAAAUCAUGUGGGGAGGUUGGGUGGGAAAGUGGGGUGUUUAUUUGGGGGGUGGGGGGUUGUGGAAGGAACAUGUCAAAAGUACUCUCAUGCUGGCGAAGUUUUACUAGUUUGUAGUUUGUCCCUUUUUUUGUUUGUGAAGUGCAAAGCAUUCCAGUGAGGUUUUAUACAGGGUUUAAUGGUUGGAUUUUCUCUUAAACUAAUAGGGUGUCUCUCUUUUGCUUUUUUAAAUGUAAGCAUUUACCAAUCAAGAUAAAAUAAACCGCUCCAGUUUUUUAAAAAAAUUGUAUUCGUCACUGUUUUAAUUGAGUUAAAUGUGAUAUUAAACAGUCGCUCAGUUGUGUACGAAUGAUUGCGUAGUACAGAACCGAAACAUACCAAACUGUUGUGUGCUUUUUGUGUAUUGAUAUCUUUCCUAAUCUAAAGGUUUGUCUGUAGAUAUAUUCCUUAAACCUUAAGUUACCUUGCCUUCUUAUAGAAUAAUCAAUAAGGUUUGAAAGCACUCUGGUCUUGAUUGUUGCAAAUUGAAUGCAACAUUGUUUUUCAAGCAUUGGUUGAAAUCUUAAUGAGGAACUUUCUUGACAGUAAAAUUUCAAGUAAAGGAUUUCCAUUAAAGGCUUGCGACUGUUUAACUUGAGCAAAGCUUGAGUUGUAUAGUGCUUUUUAUUUUUAUAAUUAGGCUUAGCAUUUUUUCCCCAUUUUGAUAGUUUUAUUUUUAGAUUUUGCUAUUGCUCGGUAGCAUGUAGUUCAUCUUUUGGACAAGUUUAAUGUCCUUAUGUUUUUAUGAAUGAAAUCCAUAAGAGGAUUUUUAGCAGCUCUGCAUUGUCAACCGAAGGCGAUCACACUCAUAAACAGUCAGACUAUCCGAUGAAGUACCAACACAAAUUCUAGCCAUCGGGAGGAGCCAGCUUAAAGGCUAGACAAGCAGAAGAAACUGUUGAGAAGCACUCCAGCAAAGAGAGGCUAGCCGUUGGAUUGAGCCAGCUGAGAGGCUAGCUUAUUGGAAUCUCCAGCUAAGGGAUAGUAGCAAGAUCCUCGCUUGGAGCCAGAGAAGCAGGGGGCAGCAAGCAGUCUUAUUGAGAACAGAUGAUUGCUCUUGUAAGACUAGCGAGAAACAGCUACCAAAGUAAGGCAUUUAACAUACCAGACUGGUAGGUAAAAGGAGAAUAUUAGUUUUCUUUAAUGUCAAUUAUUUGUGCACAUCAAAAUAAAGAUUUUGUUGCUUUGAUUUCGUGGUUGUGGUAAAAAACAUGGCUGCUAAACUAUCACAGUGACCAAAUAAAGUGAUUAAAGAAUGGAUCGGAAUCUUUAACGUUUGUGUUGUAAAAGUACAUACAUGUAUGUUGUUUUUAUGGUGGUGCAUGAGACACUUAUGACUUAGACUUCCUGUGCUUGACUACAUGUUAGUGAUGUCCACUCCAACAUUUUUAAGUCAAUUAUUUUUACUUCUAGGUGAAUAAACUGGUGUAUUUUAAUCCUGUGGCACAUCAAGUUGCAUCAGCAGUGACUGGCUGAUAAUCUUGAAGGUAAGUGAUUCAUUAUUUUAUCAUCCCUAUCAUUUUCAAAAUGCCUUAUUUUUUUUCUUUGCUUCCAGGGUAGCUAAAGACUGCUGCAAGCAUCUACCCCAAAACAGCUGUCACAUGAAAGUUUUCAAAAUGUAAUUCACAUUCUAAAGCUCCAGCUUUUUACCCAUGUUUGAGGGUGGACAGAAUGCCUGAAAUGGUUAUCACGGCAUGGAGACAAAUCAUAGCUGCAGGGCAGUAUUAGAUGCUUAUCUAAUUUUUUGUCAAGAGAUUUUAUAUUUUUUUUAAUAAAAUUGAUACGUGCAUUGUGUAAUGCCUAAUUUACCAAUGGACUAAUGUUAAGAAACUGGGGGAUGGUUGUUCAGCAUACAAAAUAUGGUAAUAUUUAAACAAAAGAGAAAAGAGACUGAAAUUCUUUGAUAUUUGGGAUAGAUUUUAAUUAAUGGGGAAUUAUGAUAGUAAGUGGGUUGAUGCAUAAUCUAGGGACCCAACUUAGUCUUUAUGAACUGUCAACUGAAAUAUAUGAAGACAUAACACUAGCUUUUAUUUCUUAUUUGAUUUCAAACUUUUUUUUAACUAGAUUUAAUAUAGCAAGUUAGAAGUUUGUGUAUUAUGCUCAGGAAAAACCUAUAAGUGUGUGAGAAAAAAGAUUUCUAUGGUAAGAAAAGGAUCAUGGGGUGAAAAUUUUUUGUAGUUAGAGAUCAAGAUUUUUAUUCAUUAGCAGAAACCACUAACUGAAAUGGGGUUUUCCAUGGCUGAUACUCAAAUUAUUACAUAUGGUCCCCUCAAGUGCUGAAUAUAGGGUUACAGCCUUAUGUGAGUGAGAUGUUUACAUGUUGUGAAAUGAUAAAGUGAGCUGAUCUUGGAAUAAACCUUGGAAUAAAAGUCCUUGAAGUCACCCCGAAUUAACUGAGGAAAUACACGUAGAUGCAUUGUCCUUUGAUUUUGGCCGAUGAAGGCUUUUGUUAGUUAAUUCAUUUUCUAUGUAGUUAUUUUAAGAGUGUUUUUAAGUUGAUGUAGAUAUCAUUCAGUAAGGAGUAUCGCAGUUCAUCUGGAAGCUUAUGGCAGGUAAUUUUGGUGAACUCCAUCCUGAGCCCAUGCUUCAGACAGUGGCUCAUGAAGAAUCCCAUGUCUUUGAGUUUGAAACAAUUCAUAUUCUGAAGUCCGUCUUAGUAGAGUGAAGUGAAGUCUGGCUGGCACAUGCUGCAGUUGGUCAUCAUCGCUCAGCAACAGUGGGAAUCGGACAUCAGGCAGGACUGGAGAUGGAUCUGGCAGGCUCUGGUAACCUUGGUUUAGACGGGGAAAGAAAUAGAAUAAGUGUAUAUGCCGACACUUAUGUCUACAGCUAAUGCAGCACAGAUUUUCUCAUUGUCUCAUUUACAAUACUCACAAACUUAAAAUGCACUUACUCCUGGUGUAUACUAGAUGUCAGAUUGUAAGGGAUAUGCAUUUCUGUUGUUGUAAUAGGCUAAAAUUGUUAAUAUCAGUACAUUAUGAUGUGUUAUGUAUUACAGAAAAUACUUUGUAGAAGGAUACAAAACUAAUUGAAUUUCUUAUUUUUAAGGCUUUGUUGAACAUUUCUCUCAACUUGUGCACUAAGUUGUCGGUGGGGACCGGGGGGUGUUUGUGUUUCACUGUCCCCUUCUGCAUUUCAUGGCACUGUUUCACAGCUCCCUUCAUCAUAUCAUGGCCAACUUUGGCAUAGCACAGCCACUUUUCACUGCUGGCCCACCGGGAAAAGUUCUUUUGAUGGCCAGUCUGCCUUUGGUCUGGGGUGUGUGUGUGCCGGAGGUGGAAUGUUACUCUGACCAAUGACCAUGCACUACACGGACACAUUUCGCUGUUGUGCUCCGUCUCCUUGUUUACAUCAGCCUACUUUUUAUACUGACCGAAGCCAAGCCACCCCACUCGCAAUUGCUGUUUCGGUAAUUUUUUUUUGUCUUGGGCACAAUUUAGUUAGUCUUUCUACACCAACAUCCACCUUCUAUUUUGUUUUUUACUAAAGAUUACUCAAAUCAAUUUGAAUUUGGUUAUGAAAUUGAAAUGCAUGCAAGUCUUAAUCUUAUAGUGAGAAAUUUGUGAAAUUUUUCUCGUAAUAAGAUUUGUAAAAACGACAUCUAAAAAUGAAAAAUAAAGAUUAUUGAUUUAAAAUAACUGUGCCAUGGUUACGUUGAAUUCAUUUGCCGUAAUUUAUAUAGGCUACAGAGCAGAGCUGCAACUACCAACAAGUGCACAAAGUGGUACAUUACCGUUGGAACUGUCAGUUGUUGUGUCAAUUUACAGCCAGACAGCGAUGAGACACUGCAAUGCACAUGCGCACUAGGCACGAUGUGGAAUGUGCCACUUGAGCCAGUACUUGAGAGGUCUCGUGUAACAGACCUAACGGUAGGACAGCAGAUGCUACUCUCAUAAAACCAGCAAUCUCUGAAAUGACUUGAGUGGCAAUGUAUUCCCCAGUUUGAACUGAGACAGACACCGAAGAAUGGUCUGUAUGCAUUUGUGAGAUGCACACGCAUGCUCACGGAGUCGAGACGAACCCCUAAAAAGGAGUUUUGCAGGAAAGUGUGCUUUUUGCCCAGUUGACAUUCAGACCCAGAUUUUUCAGAUGGCAAAGCAGCAAGUCUUCAAGUUCGCUCAGUAGUGCCUCUGAUUGGGCUAGUAAUAACCAGUCGUUGAGGUAAUUCAACACACGCACACCUUUCAUUUUCAAUGGGGUUAGCGCCACAUUGAUACAUUUUGUGAAUGUGCGGGGAGCCAGAGACCGUACGAAAGGACUUUGUAUUGAUACUCAGUUCCCUCAAACGCAAAUCUCAAAAACCGCUUGUGACGCAGUGCAGUUGAAACAUGAAAAUACGCGUCCUUCAGAUCUGACGCAAACCAGUCCUGAAGACGGAUGUGCGAUAAGAUCUGUUUCUGAGUUAACAUUUUGAAUGGGUGCUUUGUAAGCGCACGAUUCAAGCGUCUCAUCUGGAAUGGGCCAAAGCCCGGCAUCUUUCUUCGGAACGAGAAAAUAACGGCUGUAAACACUGCUGUGUGUGUCACAGUCUUGGACAGUAUCGCAUUUUUGGCGAGGAGACUGAACCUCUGUGCGCAACACCGGUGCAUCCUGUGGUGAAGUGGGGUGGCUGGCGUACAAACUGAAUCGUAUAACCGUGCUCAAUCAUUUUUAGCACACAGUCUGACGUGCCCAUGAGGGCUCGCCAUGCGUCCGCACAGCGGGACAGUGGGUUUAUUGAUUCACUUGCUAUAGGCAAUAAAGCGCUGCUCACCAUAGGGAAGUGGUUGAGCAUAACGUGCGGGGUGCAUGAUUUGUGAAGAGAAAAUGGCCCUUUUUCUGAGAAUGUGUGAACGUCCCGUGUUUGUACAAUGGGCACUUUGUUCUCUUGCGAGAACAAUCUCUGAGUAAUACAUACAGAAGCAAUGUUUUGAACAAUGUCCCAUUCCCGAUGAACAGUAAUGGGGAAGAGGGGAGAAACACUGUGUGUCUCUAAUCGAGCCUUUUUCGGCUCUGGGCUGUGAAUAACAGCAAGCUCAGGGCUCCUCUUCACAGGGCUGGGUAUGUCAGUAACAUUUCUGUUACCCGGCCAGAGUUUUUUUUGUUUUUUUUUUUCAGCGCGUUUUCGUGUUGCUCGUUCAUUUGUUGAAGCUUAGCUUGAAAAACCUGAAGCACCGACAUAUUGUGGAGUGCUGAACCAGCUUGGCCCACUGCUGUAUAAGCUCUCCCAGCCAGUGCUGACUUCAAUCGACAUGGCUUGGAAGGGUAGCCUUUUUUAUCGGCGUGGUCCACUUUAGCGAGGAUGGCGGCACCUCCGAUCUGAAUGCGCGAAGAGUAAGACGCACACCAGGUCUUUGUGAGCUCUGCGUGGACCUCAGGGAAGAAUGGUGUGCUCCUCCAGAUCGCGGUCUGUUGACGACAACCGGUUUGCAAAAACCAUUCAUCCAAGCGAGACUUUUCUGGCUCUUCUGGAGGGGACCAUUCAAGGCCGAGCUCUUCAACUGCCCUCGUGAGGACGCGAGGAAGCUCCUUGUCUGAUGUGUGCACGCUCUUCACCCUCACUGGGGAAAGAGGCAGCAACAUCCUCCAUGAACCACUCGCCCGAAGCUGUGAGUGACACAGCAUCAUCCUCAUCGUCAGAGCCGCCAAACUUAAUGAGGUCGUGCGCUCCAAUAGGGGGCAAGAGCUCAUCACGUGCGUAUUGCACAAGUGAGGACGUUAAAUCAGAAGUUCGGGAGGUUCGCAGGGCUUGCGCCGGCACAAGAUCCUCCUCUAAGACUUCCAGCUCAACCUCACUGCCCUGCCGUGACUCCUAAUGUGGUCCCUUGGGACUUAACACAGAAGAGGCAGGUGGGAGGGCACCAGAGGCUGGACCUUCCCUCAGAACGAGGUCAAUCCUAAUGUGCAAUGUCUGGAGAGUCAUGCCCUUGCAAUGAGGGCAGUCUGUCUCCAUGAGAGCUGCUCGUGCCUGGGCAGCGAACACAGCUCUCGUGCUCAUCAGGCAGUGGGAUGUGCCGUUCGCAUAUAAAACAUUUGCGGAACGACAUCUUAAAGACAUGUAUCACGCAGGCGGCUCUUUUAGUCAAUAUUGUAUACAGUAAUUCCAGUCGGAGCAUUUUGGGAAGCAGGUAGAAGUCUCCGCUGAAGCACCAUGCUGAUAAACGACGAGCGUCUGAAGCGAAGGACCUGUUAACCAAGAGCGUCUUCAGCGAUGUGCAGAACUCUUCACCGGAACACAUGGGAGCGGAAAGCCUCUCUGUGCAGGUGCUGAGCACAGGCGACAAGUCUUGCUGAGGAGUUCUGUCCGCUGUAAGUGUAUAUCAACGGCAAAGCAGAAAGGGUUCUAAGACUAAGUUUGCAGUCCUGAAGGAAGAAAAUUAUGAAGAAAUGGUGACUAAGCACCCGCUUACAUAGGCCUAAUGUGCACCUAAAGAGGUGGUGCUCAGACACCAUUGCCAGUCAGAGGAUUGCAAUGAUUGUAUAAGGGUUUCAAUAAGGUCGUGUUCGGAAACUUCCCCAUUGUGCUUACAUCCAAAGUCGAGUGAACUGAAUCAAUAGGAAUGGCAUCUUUUCUCAUAAUAGAAUGUCGUAUAAACAACAUAUUUUCUCAUAUUAAUUAUAUAUUAUGUUGUAAACAUUAUAUAUUUUCUCGUAGCACCGGCCUUCUACCAACAGGGUGUUAUGACGGGUCAAAUUUACAGAAGUGGUGACCCACAGAUGCUUCCUACACAGGUUGGGGCGCAGUGUGCGAUGGACGCCUGACUUUUCGGCACCUGGACAGGUGCGAAACGGGCGUGGCACAUCAAUUGCCUAGAACUACUGGCUGUCUUUCUAGCUUUGAGAGCUUUUCAUUCCAACAUUGUGAAUCACCACAUGCUGAUUCGUUCGGGUAACACUACAGUAGCGGCAUACAUAAAGUGCCAAGGCGGACUCCUAUCGCCACAAUUAAUGAGCAUGACAGGAGCGGGCGUCAUAUCCUCUCAUUGCGUGUGACAUGUCCCAGGCCAUCUGAAUUUCGGAGUGGCUCUGUUGUCAAACCAGGGAGCAUUACCAGGGGAAUGGAGACUUCAUCCUCAGACAGUGAGGAUUUGGGAAAUAUUCUGCGAAGCGGAAAUCAACCUAUUUGCCUCCAGAGAACGCUCACUGUCCCCUUUUGUACUCAAUGACCCAAGCCCGAUAGGCGUGGACAUGCUGGCUCACAAAUGGCUGGCGAAACACAAGUAUGCGUUUUCUGAGAUGCGCCUCCAUUCUGUCGUCAGCAAUGUCCAAGAGGACAUGGAAUCAGUUCUGUUAAUUGUGCCAAAAUGGCUCAAUCAGUCCUGGUUUCCGGAGAUGAUAGAAAUACUAUACGGCCCUCCAUGGGAAAUACCGCUGAGGAGAGACCUUCUCUCUCAACACAAGGCAUGAUUUGGCAUCCCCAGCCAGAUUUGUGGAACCUAUACGUGUGGCCUCUGUAUGGAACACAUUGGACGGGCCAGAAUUGGUUCAGUCUGUGAUUAACACUGGAGGCUGGCUUGUCAUUUAAACAACAUUAAACCUAUAAAAGACAACAUGCCUAAGGAUUUAUCAACGCCCUUCAGGGAUCAGGUGGUAUGUUUGCAAGCCUUUUUUCCACCAUUUAAUUCAGAUGAAGAGCAAUCUAUGCAUAUGUUAUGCCCAGUGAGGGCAUUGCAUACAUGUGUUGAGAGCACCCGUUAGCUUAGUCUGUCAGAUCAGCUCUUUAUUUGUUAUGGAGGAUGCAGAAAAGGAAUGUCUGUCUCCAAACAAAGGCCCUCUCACUGGAUCGUUGAUGCGAUCGCUCUCGCUUACGAAUCACAGGGCGAAAAUUGCCUUAUUGGCGUCAAAGCGCAUUCAGCCAGAGGCAUGGCCUCUGCAUGGGCGUGCACAAACGGUGUGUCCUUACAGGGCAUGUGCUUGGCACCAGGACGGUCCUCACAAAACAGGUUUGUGAGAUUUUAGAACCUGGACGUGGCAUUCAUCUCCUCACAAGUCCUCUAUGUAUAGAGUGCUUCUUACAUUCAAGUGGAUGAGUCCAAACCCUUAUUAUGGAUGGGCUACCGACUAUAAUCAACACAGCUGCCUGAUUACGUGCUGUUGAACUGCCCAUUGCCCAAACAAACUUGUGCCCUUUUUAAGCACGGGCUUCCCCGUCAUUUUACACAACCGCCUGCAUACAGACAGUUGUAAGUUUCCCAUAAAGUCACAAGUACUUUCAUUGUAAUAAAACUUCCUUCCCAUCUGGGCUCAUGAAGGGGUUAAUUCAUACUAUAUGACUAUAUAGUUCAUAUCCAUUCUAAGUGCUCCCCUCCUGGCUCACCAUGAGGGUUAUUCACUUGCAGUAUACUCAUGUCUGUCGCCGUCCUGCAGGACUGCCAUAAGAAAUAAAACCUACUUUUCUAACUAUGUUGUGAGAGGGUUAAUAAACCAUACUGUGUAUGUCUAUAUGAUUCAUAUAAAUUCCAGACUGUGUUAAUUUCCAUCUGGCAUCUGCCAUGUGGGACUAUUCAUAUACACUUUAAUAUGACCUAUAAGCCAUCGGCCUGUGACUCCUUAUAUCUCUAUUUAGUGUUAUAACUCUGGGAGUGUAAUGUCACAUAGUGUGGUGUGAUGGGAUACCGUUCCCCACUGUGCUUGCGGCAAUGUCGAGUGAACUGAAUCUAUAGGGAACGUCUCCGGUUACAAUAUAACCUCGGUUCCCUGAGAUGAAGGGAACGAGACAUUGCCAAAGCUGGCCGCACUACUACUACAGAGGUUUAUAAGUGAUUCACUCUUGUCCCUCAGUCAGAAAAUUAUGAAGAAAUGGUGACUGAGCACCUGCUUAUAUAGGCCUAAUGCGUGGGGCUCAGACACCAUUGCCAAUCAGAAGACUGGCGUGAUUGUGUAAGGGUUUCAACAAGGUCAUGUAAGGACACUUCCCCAUUGUGCUUAUGGCAAUGUCUCGUUCCCUUCAACUCUGGGAACUGAGGAUACGUGUGUAACCGGAGAUGUUUUUACGACAUCUCAUUAUUACGAGAAAAGAUGUCGUUUUUACAACAUAUCUCGUUAUUAUGAAAAAAGAUGCUAUUUUUACAACGUACUGUAUCAUUAUUACGAGACAAGAUGUCAUUUUUACAACAUAGUAUCUCAUUAUUAUGAGAAAAGAUGACAUUUUUACGACAUAACUGUGUGAAAAAAUUACGUCUAUGGCAGCAUUGCGCCACCGUAGGUAUAUAAGGUACCAAAUUUAAAUAAAAGUAAAAGGAACAAGUUUGCAGGGCACUUACUGGCUGUACAUUUCUGUGGCCUGCACUUGUGACUGCUUUAGCUAGCUGUAUAUUACAGGCGUCUCGCUUGUGCUGCUGGUCUUACUAAUGAACUUGAGAAUCCUAAUACUUUUCUGACCGCAUAAUGUAGCAGACUAAUGAAAGUUAGUUCUUUCCUCAAGAAAUCUGAAGCAUAAAAAAUAAAAAUCUUAAUAUUUCUCUAAAUAUGCAAACUUUGGACUAAAAUUUAGGUCCCACUUUAUAUUAGGUGUCUUAAACUACCAUGUACUAACAUUACAAUACAAUGUACUUGAUGUGUAACUGUUGUUCUGCUAAAUUAUUACAAGAUGAUUGUGACUACAGAUGUAAUUAAAUGCAGGCAGGGCCUACUUUUAAAUGUUAGUAAAAUGCAACAACACAUAUGUACAUUGUAUCAAAUGCUUUAGUAAAGACACCUCAUAUAAAGUGGGACCAAAUGUUCUAAUGGAUAUUAUUUAUUGAAGCAUUGACAUGACAUUCAGAAGAGCUUGCAUGAUUGAACAGGUAUGUGUUUGUUAUGUUCCAAAACAUAUUGCAUUUUGAUUUUACAUGCUUUGAUAUGUACUCCUGGCACAAAUUAAGAAAUUACUUUCGAUGUGGCAUUUCUGUCAUAAAACUGGUCUAAUAUUGAAGCCAGAGACCUGAAGUAUGAGCUUUAAUAUAAAUAAAAAAUUAUUUCUUUUUAGAAUAAUUGUUUUGAUACCUCACAUUUUUUAUAUCUGGUGUUGUCUUAAUGUACAUUAAUAUGUAUAUCACUGUGCCUGUUAUAUUAUCCUGUCAUUAAAAAUAGCAAGGUUCGGCAAUUCAUUUGCACUAAGCUGUAAUAAUAUCCCAUAAAAAGAUGUUGCAUGCAAUGAGUGUAGACCAUAAAUUGCUGAAACACACUGCUAUUUUCAUUGUGAGGAUAAUAUAACAGUUUUUCUGUAAUGAUGCUCUUUUACCACAAGAAACCCUGAAUUCAAUACAAAUAUGCAAUAAUUAAAAAAAAGUAAAGACCCUGA